AUGCGCGACUACAAGAUUGUCAUCUUGGGCAAGAGUGCGCUGACGAUCAGGUUUGUGUACGACAAUUUCGUAGAGAAAUACGAUCCAACGAUAGAGGAUAGCUUCAGGACGGUGGCCAUGGUGGAUGGCUAUCGCUGCCAAGUCGAGCUGCUCGACACGGCCGGCACGGAGCAGUUCAUGGCCCUACAUUCGCUCUACAUGAAGUCUGGCGACGGCUUCGUGCUCGCGUUCAGCCUGACCAGCCUGGACAGCAUCAACGAGCUACAGACCAUCCGGGAACAGAUUCUGCGGACUAAGGAGGCAGAGGGCCUCACGCCGGAAGAGGUGCCGCUCGUCCUCGUCGGCAACAAAUGCGAUCUCGUUCACGAGCGACAGGUACCGCGCGAAGUAGGCAUUCAGCUCUCCCAGGCAUGGGCAAAGCCAUACUAUGAAGCCUCGGCGCGGCACAAGAUCAACGUCGAAGAGCUCUUCGAAGAUAUACUGCGACAAGUCGUCAGGCAAAAUCCGCCUGGACAGACCGGCAAGAAGAAGCGGAAGCUGUUCUCGCGAUGCAACGUGCUAUAG
Molecule: messenger RNA, 564 nt
Organism: Mixia osmundae IAM 14324
Lineage: Eukaryota; Fungi; Basidiomycota; Mixiomycetes; Mixiales; Mixiaceae
Exons: 4
Coding region: 1-564 (187 amino acids)
Biological process (GO): signal transduction
Cellular component (GO): plasma membrane
Molecular function (GO): GDP binding; GTP binding; GTPase activity
Source: RefSeq, a predicted model, not a curated record